Molecule: messenger RNA, 3393 nt
Organism: Closterium sp. Naga37s-1
Lineage: Eukaryota; Viridiplantae; Streptophyta; Zygnematophyceae; Desmidiales; Closteriaceae
Source: the annotation of a GenBank genome assembly
AUGCAGUCGUUUUGGAGAGCUCGUAAGAUCGACGAGGUGACGUCAGAUGACGACAAGAUCGCUCCCGUCUAUCGCCUGGACGAGAUAUGCUCGGACGUGCUGUCGAGUCCGUCCGAGGUGGUGAAGGAAGUAGUCGAUUACAUCAUGCAGCGCCUCAACCACUCCUCGCCCUUCGUCAAGCUAAAGUCCCUGCGGCUGAUCAAGUACACAGUCUCGCGGGCAGGCACGGAGUUCCGCCGCAGCAUACAGCGCCACUCCGCCACCAUCAAGGGCAUGGUCCACUAUCGCGGACAGCCGGAUCCGUUAAGAGGCGACGCGCCCAACAAGGCCGUCAGGGAGGCGGCGCAGGAGGCGGUGCAGGCGAUUUUCAACCCACAGAACGAUAUCAAACCAGGCGCAGGCGCCGCGGGCGUCAGUGGCGGCGGCGGCAGUGCCUCUACCGGAGGUGGCUAUAAUGGGUAUGGGCCCAGCGGCGGGAUGGAGGGCGGGCGGCGUCGAAUGGAGGGAUUUGGAAGCACCCCGGCGAGGGGAGAUGGGGGUGCUGGGGGCGGCGGGGGGGGGAGGGGUGGCGGAGGAGGAGGCGGAGCAGGGGGGAUCGGCGCUGUGUUGGGUGUGAGUAGCGAGUCGAUCCGGCAGGGGAUCAGCAAGCUGGCGGGUGUGGUGGGGCAAGGCGCAGGAGGCUCCGCGCGGGGGAAGGCAGGCGGGGGGGAGUUUGAAGAACCAGCAGGCGGGGGAAGCUACGUUGGGCCGCGGUUGGACACGGUAGGGGGCGGUGGAGAUGCAUACGGGUAUGGAGGCAGCGGGUAUGGUCACGGAGAUGGGUCGUCCUACCACCAGCAGCGGUACCCUGGUCCUUCCUCCUCCUCCUCCUCUUCCUCGUCUGGUGCGUCUAAGUACGUGGGUUUUGACCGGCAGGGGCGCACGUUCGACGCGUCUACUAACUCGUACUCGCCUGCUGCGGCACCUGCGGGUUACUCUGGCGCGGGCAGGGACAGAGAGUAUGGGUCGGACCGAGGGUACAGAGCAGGGGGGGGCUAUGGCGGUGGUGGGGGAGGGGGAGGAGGGCCGUAUGGUGGGGGAGGGGGAGCAUAUGGCGGUGGGGGCGGGGGGGGAUAUGGAGGGGGAGGUGCGGAAGAGGACAGGGCAGGAGGGUGGGGCGACGGGGGGCAGCAAGGGGAGGGACGCACUGAGGCAAGUGCAUGGGGAGGGCCGUCUGGGUCCGGGGACGGAAUUGACGGAGGGGGGGGCGGAGCAGGCGGAGGAGUAGGCGGAGGGGGAGGGGGGAGCAGUGAGGAGGAGCGAGUGGUGGAGGGCAUGACGGGGGCAGGCGGGGUGAGGCUGCAGCCCACACGCGAGGCGCUGAGGGGCUUCAUUGCGAGCCUGCCGAAGCUGAAUGCGGGCGCCGUGGCUCAGGCGCUGGAAGCUCGCCUGCUCAGCAACCUGUGGCAGACGCGGCUGAAGGCAAUGUGCGUGGUGGAGGCGGUGGUGCGGGAGGAGGGCGACCCUCAGUGUGACGCCAUUUAUUACUUUUUCGCUGACAACCCCCACGCUCUGCAUGAGAACGUGGACUCACCGCAAACCUCACUCAGAGACAAGGCCAAACGGGCCGACAACCCCCACGCGCUGCAUCAGAAUGUGGACCCGCCUCAGACGUCCUUCAGAGACAAGGCCAAGCGGACGUCGCUCAGGGACAAGGCCAAGCGGGUAGGUUUCACCAGGCUGAUCCGUCCAUGUGUGUGUGCUUGGGGGCAUGGGAGCGACUAUCUGGCCGACAACCCCCAAGCGCUGCAUGAGAAUGUGGACUCGCCUCAGACGUCGCUCAGGGACAAGGCCAAACGGGCUGACUAUCUGGUCGACCACCCCGCUUCCCCCCAUGCCAUGUGCUUGGUUUCCUGGGCUUGCGUCACCCAAUUCCAGGUGCUUGACCUCCUGGGCCUGCGGCACCAGCAAGAGGGGCAGCCAUCCCCCCACACACCCCCGCCAGCAGCAGCAGCGGUUGUUGUGCCUGACUUGAUCGACGUGGGGGAGGGCGAGGCAGAGGGAGGAGAGGGAGGGGAGGGGAGAGCAGCGGAGGUAGGGGCGAUAGCGAGUGGUGAUUCGUCCGGUUCGCAGGCGCCUGGUGUGGCUGCAGUAGAUGACUUGCUAGGAGGGGGGAGCAUGGACCCGUUCAGCUCACUCAACUCCGCUCCCCCUCCUUCGUCUGUUCCCGCUACAGCCGCUACACCUACUACAGCUACUGCAGCUGCUACAGCUGCUACAGCUGUAGCCCAAGACCCGUUUGCUGGUCUCUCUGGUGACGUCACGGCACAAACGGCCGACCUCUUUCAAGGGCUCAGCGUCAACAGUCAAGGCGCUGAUGCUGAUGCUUCUGGUUCUGCUGCUGGUGGUGGGGCUGCUGCUGGUGCUGUUAAUCCUGCUGGUGGCGCCGGUGGUGGUGGGGAAGGGGGAGAUCUGUUUGCGGGUAUGAGCGUGAACCAGCAGCAACAGCAGCCGCAGCCACUCUCUGCAGGCGUGGCGAAGCCGAAACAGGCAGCAGCGCCGCAGUGGGGAAUGGGGGGAGCGGGCAUGCUAGGUACCCCCAUGACCAUGCCUGUUCCCAUGGUGCCUGCAUCAGCAGCAGCAGGGGGAGGAGGUGGGAUGACCAUGGGCAUGGGUAUGGGUAUGGGGAUGGGGAUGGGCAUGGGGAUGGGUGCAGCAGGGGGCAUGCAUCCCAUGAUGGUCCCCAUGCCUAUGAUGGCUCCUGGGGGAGCCAUGAUGGCUGGUCAUCCUGGAGCACAUAGUGGCAGCCAUGGGGACGAAGAAGGGGCCACCAGCGAUGAUGAUCGCAACAAUCGUUCCACAACCAUGUGGCAACCUCAGCACAAGGAUGCUGCAAUCAUGCUGCAUCUGCUGGAUGCUGCAAUCAUGUUGCAUCUGCUGGAUGCUGCAAUCAUGUUGCAUCUGCUGGAUGCUGCAAUCAUGUUGCAUCUGCUGGAUGCUGCAAUCAUGUUGCAUCUGCUGGAUGCUGCAAUCAUGUUGCAUCUGCUGGAUGCUGCAUUCAUGUUGCAUCGGCUGGAUGCUGCAAUCAUGUUGCAUCUGCUGGAUGCUGCAAUCAUGUUGCAUCUGCUGGAUGCUGCAAUCAUGUUGCAUCUGCUGGAUGCUGCAAUCAUGUUGCAUCUGCUGGAUGCUGCAUUCAUGUUGCAUCGGCUGGAUGCUGCAAUCAUGUUGCAUCUGCUGGAUGCUGCAAUCAUGUUGCAUCUGCUGGAUGCUGCAUUCAUGUUGCAUCUGCUGGAUGCUGCAAUCAUGUUGCAUCUGCUGGAUGCUGCAAUCAUGUUGCAUCUGCUGGAUGCUGCAAUCAUGUUGCAUCUGCUGGAUGCUGCAAUCAUGUUGCAUCUGCUGGAUGCUUCCCCCUAA